AUGGACUCGCUAAAAGUGCACAAUUCCCUUAAGCCAGGGCCUCCUAUGCCCUUUGUGCCCAUGGAGCCUGGCAAGGUCUCCUGGUAUGUGUGCGGUCCUACAGUCUACGACAAAAGCCAUCUGGGACAUGCUCGAAACUAUGUGGCUAGCGAUAUCAUUCGUCGCAUCAUGAUGCAUUACUUUGGCUUCGAUGUCAAGUAUGUCAUGAACAUGACGGAUGUUGACGACAAGAUCAUCAUCAAGGCUAGAAGACAGCGUUUGUUGGACCUCGAAAAGAAGAAGACCUACACCAAGGAUGAGCUGAGGGCCCUUGGUCUCGUUGCUUUUCAAGCAUAUGCGUCGAAAAACUUGCCUCUCCUUGCAGAAGACACAUCGAAACUAAACGAAACGGACUAUACCACGCGACGAGAUGCUGCCUACGGCCGCGUGCUUUCUGGAGGCACCCUCUCCGGCGAGGGCAAGCCCAGCGACGCCGAAGCAAAGAUCAAGAUGCAUAUUGGCAACAUGGACGCCGCUGCGGAAGCCCUCAAACAAAAUGCCAUCUUCCCAGGCGCCGACGAAGUCCUUUUACCCUACCUGGACUCCCUAUACAAGGAGACGAUUGACACCAGCGAUCAGUCCAUAUUUACCGACCUGACAAAGAGCAUGGAGGCACUCUUUAUGGAGGACAUGGACAACCUCAAUGUUCUGCGACCCGAUGUUAUCACUCGUGUCACUGAAUACAUGCCGGAGAUUGCCAAGUUUGUAGAGCAAAUCGUUGAUAAGGGCUUUGCAUACGAAGCUGAGGGCUCUGUCUACUUUGACAUUGCUGCUUUCCAAAAGGCUGGCAACACAUAUGCUCGCCUAAGACCGGAAAGCAGGAAUGACAAAGCCCUUCAAGAGGAGGGUGAGGGGUCUUUGUCUACAAAUCUGGGAGGCAAGCGUGGCGCCGGCGAUUUCGCGCUCUGGAAGAAGUCUAAGGCUGGUGAGCCAUACUGGCCAAGCAAAUGGGGCGAUGGCAGACCGGGCUGGCAUAUUGAGUGCUCUGUCAUGGCCUCUGAUGUUCUGGGAUCUCGCAUGGAUGUCCACUCUGGCGGCAUUGACUUGGCAUUCCCUCACCACGAUAAUGAACUGGCACAGAGCGAGGCAUACUUUUGCCAGCAUGGUAAGGGUGAACAUACUUGGGUCAAUUAUUUCUUGCACAUGGGCCACCUUUCGAUUUCCGGAUCGAAAAUGUCCAAAUCGCUCAAAAACUUUCAGACCAUAUCGGAUGCACUCGCUACCACCUACACUCCCAGAAGCAUGCGAAUUGUGUUUCUCAUGGGCAAGUGGAACGAUGGUGUAGAAAUCUCACCGGAUAUGCGGUCCCAGGCUGACAACUGGGAGACUACUAUUAGCAACUUCUUCACAAACACGAAAUCUUGGCUUACAGAAGCUGGUGUCGAUUAUGGCGUCAAAAGCCUAUCCGUCAACCAGGAUGACUCAUCCACUGGCCUUCUUGCCGACUUAGAAAUGGCCAAGAAGGAAGCUGAGGAUGCAUUGACCAACUCCUUUGAUACCCCUCGAGUUAUGCUCGUUCUCCUCAAGUUGGUCAACACCACCAAUGCAUUUGUCAAAAAUAACAAGGACGUCAACCUCGCUCACGUCGAGGCCAUUGCUCGAUGGAUCACAAAGAUGGCUGGCAUUUUUGGCUUGGACGCCAAUGCGAACCCGCCUUAUGACGGUCUCGGCUGGGCGUCCCCGAUCGCAACUGACGUAGACCCGAAGAAGGCUGUUCAGCCCUAUGCUGAAAUCGUUGAGUCUGUCACAGCCGAAGUGUCUAAAAUCUCUAUUUCGAGCGAUGUUAUUGCCACUCUUUUAGCUCAAGAUCCCUCCAAAGACUUUGAGUCUGUCGCUGCGACUGGAUCCCGUGACAUUGAGAAGCUCUCCCUUCCGUAUAUCCGGGUCGUCUCGCAAAUCCGUGACGAACUCCGACGUGUCGUCUCAUCACAGACCCCCGAGACUAAAAAGGCCAUUCUCACCAUCACUGACCGAAUCCGGGACGUUGAUCUGACCAAUCUGGGAGUGUAUCUUGACGACCGGCCUGAUAACCAGCCGUCGCUCAUCAAGUUCAUCCCUGCUGCAGAACUUAUCCGUGCUAGGGAAGAAAAAGCUGCACGAGAGGCAGAAAAGGCUCAGAAAAAGGAGGAGGCUAGACUUGCGCGUGAAAAGGCUGAGCAGGAGGCCAAAGAAAAGGCCAAGAUCCCGCCCGAGGAAAUGUUCAAGAAGGACGAGAGAUAUAGCGCAUGGGAUGAGAGCGGUAUGCCAACGAAGAUGAAGGAUGGGAGCGACGUGCCAAAAAGCCAGUUGAAGGCGUUGAAGAAGAUGUGGGACAAACAAAAGAAGGUGCAUGAAGAGUUGAAGGCCAAGGGAGGGCUGUAG
Pochonia chlamydosporia 170 is the source of this 2400-nucleotide messenger RNA. Its product is annotated as cysteinyl-tRNA synthetase. The record is from RefSeq and is a predicted model, not a curated record. Gene Ontology annotation, cellular component: cytoplasm. The transcript has 3 exons. The coding region runs from base 1 to 2400 and encodes 799 amino acids. NCBI's taxonomy places the organism in Eukaryota, Fungi, Ascomycota, Sordariomycetes, Hypocreales, Clavicipitaceae. Gene Ontology annotation, biological process: cysteinyl-tRNA aminoacylation. Gene Ontology annotation, molecular function: ATP binding; cysteine-tRNA ligase activity.